Messenger RNA from Neoarius graeffei (lesser salmon catfish), 3236 nucleotides. It is a transcript of the gene arhgef25a, whose product is annotated as Rho guanine nucleotide exchange factor (GEF) 25a. Lineage: Eukaryota; Metazoa; Chordata; Actinopteri; Siluriformes; Ariidae. The record is from RefSeq and is a predicted model, not a curated record. Gene Ontology annotation, molecular function: guanyl-nucleotide exchange factor activity. Gene Ontology annotation, biological process: axon guidance. Bases 435 to 2636 code for a protein of 733 amino acids. Gene Ontology annotation, cellular component: plasma membrane; cytoplasm. The transcript is spliced from 17 exons.
CAGACUUUAGAAAGUCACUCCUCACAUAGCAAGAAAGGUACUAAAAAGCCAAAGAGCAUGAGAAGAAAGGAAUAGGAAACUGUCAAGGAUAAAGAAUUGAAAGAAAUGAAUUGGACCCAAUGCCGUGAUGCUUUGUGAAGUGACCUUAUGGUGAGGGACGACAGAGAUUCGGGACGAGGCCUGAGUAAAUUGUGUUCUCCGAGACACAGAAGCCAGGGAGGGGUUCUGGAAUAAACAAGGCACGUGUUAUCCCAGACAAGAGCACCCUCAUCUACUCCACAAUCAAUUAUUUAUGUGCAGGAGAGUCACAGUGGGACAGACAAAUAGGAGUGGGCCUGCAGCUCCAAGCUGUAUCGUAGUGCGCCAGAGGAAGGAAAGAGGGAUACUGGAAGACAAGAGGGAGGUAGAAACAGACACGGAGCACUGCUGCAAAAAUGAAACCUCUCCAGAAGAGCCAGGGGCGCACUGAUCAUAUCUUAGGUGCCAUGGCGGAAAUGCUGAGCUCUCUGGCCAUGCCAAGCCAACAGUGGAACUCAGAGGGCACAGAGGAGCUGCCAGUGGAUGGCGAACAAAAGGCAGCAGGCAAGACUCAGUGGGAUCUGGAAAGGCUCGAGUGGGAGCAGGCAUCUCGGGACAGCCCUGAGAGAGGGCAAAGAGACAAAGAAGAUUCGUACUCUGCAGCGGGCAGUGAGGGCAGUAUCUCCACAUCGGUGGCCUCUUUACCCCCCCAGGCGUCAGGCAGCUCUGCCCCGAACUCACCUGGCUCGCGUCGCUCUGUCAGUACGCUAAAGAAGUGGCUGACCAACCCGGUGCGAAAGCUGAGUGUCGGCUCAGUCGGGGGGACCAAGGGGGAGAGAGCAACACGUAGAGUGGAGGGCAAAGCACCUCAUCCAUCCAGCAGGAGCAACUCUGAGCUGGGCAAUAGCAAGGCACCAGAGGACCAUGUCACCAUCUUCACCAACACAGACAAAGAAACGGAAUGGAGGGAUGGUCUGCCUGCUUCUGAAGAUGCCUCAGGAAUCCCAGAAUCCCACAGGCACCAGUGUGAUUUUCUUCAGGGUUCUACGUCACUGGGCCCAACUCAGAAUCCCCAACCCAGUUACCUGCAGCUAGAAGGUAACGGCUUUGUGUUGAUGGAUGACACUUCCAGCCAAUCAUCAGUCACUGUGGACAGUGAAGAGGAGCGGAAGAGUGCCUUAGAGAAAAGCAUGUAUGUACUCGAAGAAUUGAUUGAGACAGAGAAAAUGUAUGUAGCUGAUCUGGGACUCAUAGUGGAGGGUUACAUGGCCACUAUUAACACUAAGGGCGUACCAGAAGACAUGAAGGGAAAAGAUAAAAUAGUGUUUGGCAACAUACACCAGAUCUACGACUGGCAUAAAAAUUAUUUCCUGGGAGAGCUGGAGAAAUGUUUGGAAGAGCCUGAGAGACUGGCACAGCUCUUCAUCAAACACGAAAGGCGUCUUCACAUGUAUGUGGUGUACUGUCAGAACAAACCAAAGUCGGAGCAUAUCGUCUCAGAAUACAUCGACACCUACUUUGAAGAACUUAAACAGCAACUUGGUCACAGGUUACAGUUGAAUGAUCUCCUUAUCAAACCUGUGCAAAGAAUCAUGAAAUACCAGCUGCUACUAAAGGAUUUCCUGAAGUACUGCACCAAAGCUGGAAUGGACACAGAGGAUUUGGAGAAAGCAGUGGAGGUGAUGUGCUUUGUUCCUAAGCGCUGCAAUGACAUGAUGAACGUGGGACGGCUGCAGGGCUUUGAGGGGAAAAUCACAGCGCAAGGAAAACUGCUUCAACAAGACACUUUUAGUGUCUCAGAGCAGGACAGCAGCUUCCUGUCCAGGCCAAAGGAGAGGCGGGUCUUCCUGUUCGAGCAGAUCGUCAUUUUUAGUGAGCCUAUUGACCGGAAGAAAGGAUUCUCAAUUCCUGGAUACAUAUUUAAGAAUAGCAUCAAGAUGAGCUGUCUGGGUGUGGAGGCGUGUGUAGACGGUGAUCCAACCCGCUUUGCGCUGAUGUCCCGUGGUGCUGACGGCAACACCGUGUGCUUCGUCCUGCAGUCUUCCUCAGUGGACAUCAGCAGGUCCUGGGUGAACGACGUGAACCAGAUCCUGGAGACACAACGCAAUUUCCUCAACGCCCUGCAGUCUCCCAUCGAGUACCAGCGAAGGGAGAGUAAAAGUAACAGCCUGGGCCGCACCAUGAGACCUCCAGUGUGUGCAGCAUCUGGCCUGAGGCCUCACUCCUCAGCCUCCAUGGACAGACAGAGAGCGCCCUGUCUGCGUGCUUACAACACGUCCCUGCCCUCCCUCUACCUGUCCAGCCAGGGUCCCGCUGACACAUCUGCACAGCUGGAGUUAACUCAGCGAUGCAAGCUGGAGUCGCAGCUGGAGACCCAAACAGUUUCUCCAACCCAUGUUCAGCUGGCAUUCAGUGAGGAGCCUCAUUUCUCGCAUGCUGUCCAGUCCUGCCAGACAGUGUCCAACGGCGUUUAUCCCGCCAGCACACAAGGCUCACAGCAGGCAGGAGAGAGUGGUUACCGAGCACCCAUGUGGGAGACGGGACCAUCAGCUCCAGGCCCCUUGUCCAGUCUACAGCACUCCAAUCACCUGGCCCAGCUGGACGAAGAUGAACUUUGAGCUGCCCUUGAACUCUGACCCCGGCUGCUGCCUUAGGAGCCUGUUACAACCUGGACGCGUCGACGAUAGCGACCAGGACAAUUUAGUCUUGUCCUGUCCUUUACUCGCACUCUGACAUGAAUGACCAAGUGAUUUUUUUUAUUUCAGCUUUCUUUCUUUCUUUCUUCUUCUUUCUUUCUUUCUUUCUUUCUUUCUUUCUUUCUUUCUUUCUUUCUUUCUUUCUCCUUGCUUUUUUAUUCAAAAAUUAAAAAAAAAAAAAAACAUUCCUGCAUUGGGAGGUCACUGGAGCUGAAUGAACUUUUCGUGUGUGUGUGUGUGUGUGUGUGUGUGUGUGUGUAUAAAAGAGUGUGCAGGUGUGCAUGUGCAGUAGAAAGUGCUUCAGUGUUGUAAACAUGAGUAUUUUUUUCCCUCAACAAUGUGCUCUGCGGUUCAGGGGACUAAUAGCUAGCAUUACAGAGCCGAUUUGGGGCUCGAGGCCUGUUUACAAAGGCACUAUUUUUAUCUCCGGUUCACAAUAAAGGGCCUGCUGGGAUACGUACAUUCUACAAAUAUAUAUAUUUGUAUAUACCGUAGAUUAAAGAUCGACUCUGUGCAUGAAGA